Molecule: messenger RNA, 1695 nt
Organism: Linum trigynum
Lineage: Eukaryota; Viridiplantae; Streptophyta; Magnoliopsida; Malpighiales; Linaceae
Source: the annotation of a GenBank genome assembly
AUAAGCUGAACAUAAACCUGCGCAAAAAUCACAAAACUAGCAGAAUUGUGAAGGCAACAGCAACUCAGAGCAACAGUUGAUCAUUUGCACAUCAUAGCGCAACAAGAGUGAAUCGAGUUGAGCCAAAUGAUGAGCAGAUCGAACCAAGCAAGAGGAGACGGAGACGAAGCAGAAGCAGGAGAAUACCAAAAAAACAAACAACGCCCACAAUUCCAAGACGAAACACAAUCCACUGCCGGCGAACAAACAAGAAUAAGAAUAAGAAAAAUAGAACAAAGGAUCACCUAAUGAAUUUAACAAAGAUGAAGAAAAAGAGGAGGAGGAAGAAAAGAAGUGAGGCAGAUCAGAUUGUUACCGGCGCGAAACGGAAGCUUGAAAUGGGGAACUGGCGGCGGCGGCGGCGACCCUGCGUCCCGAUUCAAACAGCGAAGAGCAGGAGGGGAAAGAGGACGGGGAAGCUCGAGGAGAGAGCGCGGAAGGUGCCGCCGGCGUAGGAAAAUGGUAGAGCGUAGGAUGAAAAGUCGCGAUGAGCGAAGGAAUUGAGACGGGAGAGGAGUCGAGGAGAAGUGGUUGGAGUUUUGCUUUUGACUUUAAUAGGAAAAAAUAAUAAUGAUGAUAUGAUUUCAUAAAUGUGUCAUUCCUUUCCUCCCUGCCAGUGCCAGUUCCAGUCUUCUCUUCCCUAAAUCUCUCUCUUUAACACACAGAUACGCCAAAGCGAAUAAUUUACGUGAUUCUCGAAAUUCAACACGCCUAGUAUGCAGACAGUGUGAGCAACGGGAAAUGCGUAUUUUGAUAUAUUUAGGGAUGACAAUGGGUCGGGUUCGGUCGGGUUUUGCCAAAUCCAAAUCCAAACCCAUGGCUUUUUCCGUGAAAAAAACCGGGGUAAAACCCACUGAGUUUUGAAAAACUCAAACCCAACCCAACCCGCUGGCUAUCCACGGGUUCAUGCGUACCCACGAGUUUUUGUCGUAAAAAAUUUACAAUAACAAGUUUCUAUCUAAAUGAAAGUCAAAUAUCAAUCUCUCAAUACAAAUUAUCCAUAUAUAAAACACCAUUCUGGAAAAUUCAAGCAAAUCACAAAUUAAUUAUACAAAUUGUUCAAAACCAAUCUAGAAAACUCAAGAAAACACUAUGUUUGGUCUCUGAGGAAAUGAGAAUAAAAAGUUGAUGUCUUUUUUACUUCUGAUCCAGAUUUGACGGGAAGUUUAUGCUGGAGAAGCUGAGGAACAAGCGGUUGGUGUUUGUUGGGGAUUCGCUGGGGAGGAAUCAAUGGGAAUCCAUGUUAUGCUUGUUAUCCUCUGUUGUUGCCAACACGAGCUCUGUUUAUGAAGUGAAUGGGAAUCCUAUUACGAAGCACAAAGGGUAUUUGGCGUUCAAGUUCGAGGAUUACAAUUGCACGGUGGAAUAUUACAGGUCUCCGUAUCUUGUUCCGAUGGGCAGGCCUCCUCCUGGGGCGAAGGUUCGACUAACGCUGAAACUGGAUCUAAUGGAUUGGAGCUCAACCCAUUGGAGGAAUGCUGAUGUGUUGGUCCUCAAUUCAGGGCAUUGGUGGAAUUAUGGCAAGACAAUCCAACAGUAAGUCUGAUGAACAAUGAAGGUUAUGGCGGCUAAUUAUUGACACUAACCAUGUAUCAGUAAUUAGUAAUUAUAUGGAUGUGGGCGGUAGGGGAAAGAAAAUGAAUAAGAAAAACUUUA